Molecule: messenger RNA, 2169 nt
Organism: Penicillium chermesinum
Lineage: Eukaryota; Fungi; Ascomycota; Eurotiomycetes; Eurotiales; Aspergillaceae
Product: Het-C domain-containing protein
Exons: 4
Coding region: 1-2169 (722 amino acids)
Source: RefSeq, a predicted model, not a curated record
AUGCCCCUCCUUCGCGCGGGUCUCCCCGUGCUGUGCUUACUGUUCCUGCUCCCUCAGGUACACGCAUUUGGCGCUGGCAAUAUUGCUUCUAUCUCCGCCGUAGAGGGCAAAAAUUGGCGCCAUGGCGACAUCGAGGAUAUGCUCAAGACGAUCGCGUUCAUCGCGGGUCACAAAUGGACGUCCACCAUGAUCAAGCGUGUCUAUUUCGGGAAUUGGUUGCGCGACUACUCGCAAGCAAUGGAUGUUGGCACCUUGAAAAGUCUCCAGGCCGAUGCCAUUCGUAUCAUUGUGUGGGUCCUCUCGUUCCUGACCUUCGGCUAUGCGACUGGCGAGUUUGAGGUCACUUCCGAGCGCCUGGGCAUUUAUCGCCCCGAAGAGCAUAUUGACAACCCGAAGGAUUAUGCCGACAACGAAGAUGCGCGUAAAUAUGAUGAGCGACUGCGGGGCCCCGUCAAGCAAAUUGAACUGGACAUCGAUCCAGAGACGGGCAUGAAGAACUAUAUUGCAAACGAGCGGGGAGACUGGGCCACCAGCACAGCCUAUAUCAAGUUCAGUCUGGCUCGGAGCAUCCACUACGGACGAAUGUACACCCACGGCGGUGACCGAAAGGGAAAUGAGGAAGACUUGUGUGAAGCACUUCGCUGUCUCGGUCAGGGUCUACAUACACUGGAGGACUUUGCGGCGCAUUCGAACUACAUCGAGCUUGCUCUGCGAGAGAUGGGGUUCCACAAUGUUUUCCCCCAUACUGGUACCGCAACCCAGGUUCAUGUCCGCGGCAAGCAAGUCUUUCCUCUAGUCACCGGUACCUUUGGUAUGGUGGACUUCUUCCACUCCGUGCUGGGCGAGGCAAAUGAUCACUUUACCCAGUCCGAGGUGAACGAGAUGGACCUUGCGCUGGGUGAUGCCGAGCAGAGUUCGCAUGGAAACAGCUCCUUCAAUGCCCUCACAGGCCUGCUGGGAAAGAUUCCUGGAACAAAAGAGCUUGUGCUUGAGGCGGAAAAUCUCAAGCAGAGAUCAGAAGCUCAAGAAAUUGCGAACCGCUCCCGGGGCUCUCACAUGGGGUACUCCCAGAGCCGCGGACCAGGUGACGAGCAGCCUCAAGCUGCGAGCGCCGCCGGCGCAGCUCCAAGCUCUGGAGUCUCGGAGUUCAAUCCUCAGGAGACUGUGGCUAAGAUAUACCCUAUUCUGGCUUUCCGCGAUAAGGUGGUUCGGAAGCUUAAUUCCAUUAUUGAGAAGAUCCCGGGGCUAGAAGCCAUUAUCGACAAGAUCUCUGAGACUCUGACCGUCUUCAUCAUGUCUCUUCUUGCACCGUUCAUUCGUCCUCUCAUCAACGUCGCCGCUAAGGCCCUUCAAAGCGGAUCCUCUGGUGUUAUUAACGCUUCCGGCAAGCAUCAAUACGAGCCCUGGACUGAUCCUCACUGCACCGAUCCCACUCACUCCCUCCUUUCCAAGGACCAUUUCGCCAACAUCCUGAACGAGCCAGCGGGCCUCGUCGCCUCUGCCACUCUCCAGUACGUUGCACCGCGUGUCCUCUACGCAUGGCAGCACAUCGAUGUGCCCGAGCACGAAGUCUUGAAAGACUGUAUGAGCAUCUUCCACCACCCAGCCUUCCGAAACAUGCACAACGAGGCCCACCGCACAAUGUUCGAGGCCGUGGAAAACUGGUCCAAGCAGCACGGCCGCAAGCUGGAUGACGUUCUAAGCUCAGAGGGUGUCCGAGCCGGCCGCAACACGAACGGAAUCCCUCAUACACAUGGCGGCGGUGGCGGCGGAUUUGCUGCGCUGGGCGGCAACGCUCACGGCGGGUCCCACGGUGCCUCUCAUGGCCAUGGCCAAUCUCAUGCUUCCUCCUCCGGCGGCUUUGGGUCCCUGUUCUCCCAGGCACAGCAGCAGUAUGGCAACCAGUCGUCGCAGUCGCACCAUGGGUCCUCUAGCAUGCCGUGGGAGAAGCUGUCCAGCUUGCCGAUUCCCGGGAUGUCAAAUAUCAACAAGCUCGAGAGUACGCUAUCUAGCUUCUCCAAUUUCAUUCCCGGGGGCAUGCCGCAUGGGACAUCUAGGGAUCUUGAUGCUGAUGAAGCUGGCCGUAGCCGUUCAUCGGACCAGCCUCAUCACGAGCACGGCCAUGAACAUCAUGGCUCUCAUCACCACCACCACCAGCAUGGGUAUUAG